This is a messenger RNA of Scaptodrosophila lebanonensis, 488 nucleotides long. It is a transcript of the gene msd1, whose product is annotated as augmin complex subunit msd1. Lineage: Eukaryota; Metazoa; Arthropoda; Insecta; Diptera; Drosophilidae. Bases 15 to 461 code for a protein of 148 amino acids. The transcript has 2 exons. The record is from RefSeq and is a predicted model, not a curated record.
UAUUACAAUUCGAAAUGGCUGAGGUGAUUGAUGAAAUGUUGGCGGGCCUUGUCUCGCAGCGCGUAACAAUGGACGGGCAAGUGGAUAAGAUCGGGGCUAUCAUGGAGAAAUCCAACAAGACUCUUUUGCACAUUGAAUCGAAGACGGUAGCACAGUUAUCCGCUUCCCAGUGCAGCUCUUCAAAAGCCCACAACGUUACGCCAGGUGUUGAACUAUCAUUGGUUAAAAUACUGGAGAACUUUCAGCAGAUGAUGCAGCACAGCACUGAGCCCAACAAACGCAUAUACAGUGCGUUAGACGGCUGCUUGGCUUAUCGGCAACGCGUUGAGAACUUGGGCAGCAGUGUGCGAAAAUUGGUUGCACUACGCGAUGGAAUUAAACAGAUGAAGAUCGACCUGGAUGAGUAUCAGCAACAGCAAGAGGAGGGGGAUAACGAAUUGGAAGAUGAUAUUGGCUACUAAUGUAAAUAAAUUUUAUUGAGCAUCAAA